This is a messenger RNA of Helicoverpa zea (corn earworm), 2015 nucleotides long. Its product is annotated as organic cation transporter protein-like. Gene Ontology annotation, cellular component: membrane. NCBI's taxonomy places the organism in Eukaryota, Metazoa, Arthropoda, Insecta, Lepidoptera, Noctuidae. The record is from RefSeq and is a predicted model, not a curated record. The coding region runs from base 233 to 1885 and encodes 550 amino acids. The transcript has 7 exons. Gene Ontology annotation, molecular function: transmembrane transporter activity. Gene Ontology annotation, biological process: transmembrane transport.
AAUUACGUCUGCGCUAGACAAAAUUCGCACUUGACCGGUUUCGUUUUUAAUUCGUCCUAAUGACGGAGCCUUCUUCAUAAAUAUUUAUUUAAGCAUAACUGUAUAGUGAGCAGUUGUAUUUGUUUCAACGAUUUCGUAUUAGUACGAUCUCCGCGUUUCAUAUCGGAGUAUCGGUCCCAGACUUCGGAGACUUUUUUUAAUAAUACCUAUAUUUUUUUAAUUAAAUUCAGAUAUGACCGCGACAAACGUUGAUGGGAUCAGUGAAAAAGAAAAAAGUGAUCUUUUCGUGAAAUUCGAAAAAUUUGGAAAAUUUCAAACGAUACAAUUUUUGUUGAUUUGUUUAACUCUUUUUAUGAUUUCUAUGACACACGUAAAUUAUGUUUUUGUUGCUGAAAAUAUUAAUUACAGAUGUCGUAUGCCAGAGUGUGAAAGUCAGAAUCGGGACAUGAAGACACCUUCCUGGUGGCCUGAAGACGUUGACACCAAGUGCUACAAACCAAUACUGAAUGAUGAACAUUUAAUGUCAAACCAAACUUGCACCAAUGCUUCGUUUAGCGGAGUCAUAGAGCAGUGCCAACAUUGGGUCUACGAAAAUAACAAUUCUAUUGUUGCUGAGCUCAAUUUGGCGUGCCAGCCGUGGAAAAUUAAUUUAGUGGGCGGUAUUCACAAUGCGGGGAUGAUAUUUUCAAUGAUGUUCACAGGAUGGAUAGCCGACAAAAUUGGAAGAAAGCCCACAGUGAUUGUAUGUGCUGUCGGUGCAUGUAUUGGGGUAUUCAAGAUAUUCGUCACAAGCUACUACCCGUACCUGGCUAUAGAGUUUCUUGAGUCAGUCAUGGGAUCUGGUCUUUACACUGUUGGAGUAGUUUUGAUGAUAGAAGUAGGAGGAAGUUCAAAGCGAGUGUUGACAGGCAUCAUCUUCUCAUAUGCAGUGUACGUCGGAGAAAUAAUAUUCGCUUUCUUAGCCAUGAGCUUUCAAUACUGGAAAUGGUUGAUAUUAGUGGUCUACGCUCCCAUGGUGCUAUUCAUUCUAUACAUAUUUGUGCUGAAAGAGAGUACGAGAUGGCAAUUGCUUCGAGGGAAAAUGGACGGAGCAAAGAAGACUUUGAAUGCCAUAGCAAAAAUGAAUAAAUUAGACAUCGGUGAGAAAGAAAUAGAAGAUGCAAAUGACGAUCAAUUACGAGUUAUGUUCGAUGUGGUAGAACAGAAAGAAAGGGAGAACAUGAAAGUCAUUAUAGGAUCGAAGGAGAUAAUGACUCGGCUGUCUGUGACGUCAUUCUGUUUCUUCACGUCUAGCUUCCUUUAUUAUGGAUCAUUGGUCCACUGCGUGCUGCUACCAGGGAAUAAAUAUACCAACUUUAUCCUUGCUGCAUUUACCUCAUUCCCUGGAGAAGUGAUUGCCUACUACACAUUUAACAAAUAUGGAAGGAGAAUAACAUUGCAAUGCGGAUAUUUCUUGUCUGCCACUUUUCUCAUAGCUCAGAACUACUGCCCGGAAUCUCUAUCCUGGCUAAAAGUGGUUCUAUUCUUGGUUGGAAAACUCGGUGUAGUCAUCUGUUUCACUGGAAUAUACACAUACAGUUUGGAGUUGUUCCCCACAAGCGUCAGAGGAACGUUGCUUGGUUGGGGCAACACAACUGCCAGGAUCGGAAGCAUGUUGGCGCCGUUAACGCCAUUGCUGAUAAGUGAAAUAGCAGCGUUGCCAUCAAUCCUGUUCUCAGCAACUGCAAUAAUAUCGGCUCUGCUGCUAACAUUUACUCCUGAAACCAAAUCAUUACCCAUGUUCGACACUAUCGCUCAAAUUGAUGCAUACAAAGCGUCGCAAUUUAAAGAAGAACAGUGCGUUGAAACGCCCACAAACCCAACGACGGUGUCCACGAAAUUAUAAAAAUAAAUGUAAAAUUAUUACUUACGUUACCAGUAUUGGCUGAUUUUUAAUGUUACUACAACUUCAAUGUGAUCUAGUAUUAAAAUCUAUUUAUAGAGAUCGAUAAAUAAAGUUUAAUGUUGAAUACCAA